This is a messenger RNA of Racocetra persica, 206 nucleotides long. NCBI's taxonomy places the organism in Eukaryota, Fungi, Glomeromycota, Glomeromycetes, Diversisporales, Gigasporaceae. The record is from the annotation of a GenBank genome assembly.
AUAAAAUAAGGAUCCGUAAGGAAAUGGACAGACAACUUUCAACAUGCCUAUUUAAGAUUAUUCGAUAUGUCAAUGAUAAAAAAGAUCAUAUUCCACCAAUCACGUCUCUUGAUGCGAACCCAUUUCCUUAUCAGAUCGCAAUUCCUGCAACGAAUGAUUCUUGGGGAUCAAUGUUAAGAAAAAUGCUAACAGAUCCUUCGCCACCU